This is a messenger RNA of Capronia coronata CBS 617.96, 1467 nucleotides long. RefSeq names its product dihydropyrimidinase. NCBI's taxonomy places the organism in Eukaryota, Fungi, Ascomycota, Eurotiomycetes, Chaetothyriales, Herpotrichiellaceae. Gene Ontology annotation, cellular component: cytoplasm. The transcript is spliced from 5 exons. The record is from RefSeq and is a predicted model, not a curated record. The coding region runs from base 1 to 1467 and encodes 488 amino acids. Gene Ontology annotation, molecular function: hydrolase activity, acting on carbon-nitrogen (but not peptide) bonds.
AUGGAAUUCGAUACAGUCGUCCGUAAUGGCAUCAUUGCCAAUGCCUCGGAAUGUAUCCUUGGUCAAGAUAUCGGUAUCAAGGAUGGCCUCAUUGCGUGUAUUGGUAUCGGCCUGCCAGUCUCUGCUUCAACCAGCGUUAUUGAUGCUCAAGGAGGGUAUAUUACCCCUGGCGGUGUAGACUCACACGUCCAUCUGGAGCAAUGGAACACUCCCACAGGAGAUACCUGGGAGACCGGGACUCGCAGUGCGGUCUGUGGAGGAACCACUACGGUUCUCUGUUUUGCAUCACAGAAUCAGACAGAUCAGAGCGUGUUGCCAGUCGUGGAAGACUAUCUCGGGCUUGCCAAAGGAAGAAGUGCUUGCGACUACGGGAUUCAUCUGAUCCUGACUAAUCCGACAAAGGAGGUUGUCGAGAAAGAACUUCCACUCCUCGUGAGAUACAGUGGAAUCACAAGUGUCAAACUGUACAUGACAUAUCAUCCGAUGAAGCUGGGAGAUCGAGAGAUCUUGGAUAUCAUGGUUGCCACGCGAAGACUAGGUAUAACCACGAUGGUCCAUGCCGAAAACCAUGAUAUGAUUGAGCUAAUCAUUGAAACCUUGGAGCAACGGGGCCAAGUCGAACCUUACUAUCAAGCUGUCUCAAGGCCGAAGAUCGCAGAAGCAGAAGCUACCUAUCGGGCGAUCUCACUUUCCGAGCUCAUGGAUACUCCGAUUCUUCUCGUUCAUGUAUCCUCAGAGCUGGCUGCAAAGCAUAUUCGAGAUGCGCAAACGAGAAUGUUGCCCAUCUAUGGGGAAACCUGUCCUCAGUAUCUGUACCUUCUCUCCGACAGACUCAGAGGAGAGAACUUUGAAGGUGCUAAGUGUGUCUGCUCGCCACCGUUGCGAGAGAGGCCCGAGGACACCGACGCUAUGUGGACAUCCAUUGCCAAUGGCACCUUCACGACCUUCUCUUCAGAUCAUGCUGCCACGAAAUUCUAUGCUGAAGGCGGUAAACGUCUGGGUCUGAUCAACGGCCGUCCCGUGUUCGCAAAGAUCCCCAAUGGACUUCCAGGGCUCGAGACUCGUCUUCCACUACUCUUCAAAGGCGUCGAAGAAGGCAGGAUAACGAUCCAGGACUUUGUCCGCGUCGCCUCUUCCAAUCCAGCAAAGCUAUACGGAGUCACCCGCAAGGGAGCUGUUCUGCCGGGUUAUGAUGCAGAUCUCUGCAUCUGGUAUCCGACUGGCAAACUGGAGCCUUUUGUACUCAAGAAUUCCAUGUUGCACCAUGAUAUCGACUACACGCCAUUCGAAGACAUGACUUUCACCAAUUGGCCGAGAUAUACCUUGCUGCGGGGGAAAAUGGGUUGGAACCGUGAUGAUGGUGGAUUUAUUGGCAAGUUUGGUGGCGGAAAUUACAUCAAGCGAACAGUAAGUGCUCUGGCAGGCCCGAGAAACGUCUUCGUGAACGAGUGGCGGCCACCAAUAUGA